AAGAUGGCGCUCCUUCCUGGCCGCCUUGUGCCUCUCUCGCUCUCCAAUAAUUCCAAUUCCUAAGCUGAGCCGUGGCGCUCCUCUUGGAGUAGUCGUUGUUGCGUCGUGGGAUGAAGCUGAAUCAGAGACGAGGAUGACAGGGCGCCGCUUCUCUGCGGGAACAGUUCUCAUCAUCAUCAUCAUCAUCAUCAUCAUCAUCUUGUGGCCCGCUAGAGAGUUUUUUUGAAGAUUUGCGCCGUGGGUGGGACGCCUGAGAGAGAGUGGCUGAGGUGGUGGAGAAAAGACUCUGUCGGUUCCAUGAGCUGCUUCUUGACGUUAAAUAGAAAGGCCAGAAGAGAGAGCAGAAGAUCGUGCACAAACGAAAACAGUCAGAUAUUAAGCGAAGGUGAUGCCUCCUCGAGCUUUGUCUUCGCGAGGCGACUGCCAUGACAGACAGAGCAAGGCUGAGCUCGAGGUCAUUCACAGCACUACCUGGUGGUGACAUCAAGAAGGAGUGAGAUAAAACGACGAACAGUGUUGGUCGCGACAAUGAGAAUGACCAUUCGGCGGCAAACCUCUUUGCAAGACCCAGAGCGAAUGCCGCACACAAGCACCAUAACGAAGAGCUCCACUCUUGGUCCACACCCUCACCCAGUACAGCGUCGCUCUUCACUAUUGGCGCUUCUCCACUUCGCAUUUGCGGCCCCAGCAUCGUCCACAACAGCUUUCUUGCCAGAAGGAGCUUCCAGAACAACACAAACCGCAGGCGCUGUCCCCCGGAUCUUCGAGAACUGCGACGAUCUUUCCGAUUUGGUUCCGGGCGUGCCCUCCGUGCAUCGCAUGACGGAGCUCGGGCGGAGACAAUUAGGAGGACAUCAACUGCCUGGGAAUGAGAACAAGAGAAAUGAUGACCACUUGUUGAGCAACCAAACCACCAUGCUGAACAGUACCACGCCGUUUGACUGGGAUCUGGAUUUUCUUCUAACACACUACUCGGAUGUAUCCAACGAAAAUGGAAAUUCAUUUUUGCCGCGCACGACGUCGUAGAGCUGCAAAUGUUGACUUCAUCGUACUAGGGCUAUUUUUCCGAGCCACAGGAAAAUUUUUAGCUCCAUGACGAUUUUCACAUAGAAAUAAUCAAUCUUAAUCUUCACGCUGGCAAAUAUCUACCUGUCAUGCAUUUUCGUGGUGUAGUCGUUGUGCGGUAAAACCAAAAGUAAAUUUUGUGUGUUGCAUAAGACGCCCUGUUCUGGGCAGAGGUUGAAGCGACUUCAUCAGAUACGGGAACAUCAGACGAGGAGGAACGACUACAGAGCCGCCAGAACGGGGAUUCACCACACGAAUCAUCAUCUGAAGAAGAAAGCGGCAGCGCCAUCGGUGUUGAAACCGAUCAUCGGCAUCAAAGCAACAAGACGAGGAAAACUACUGCUACAAGCAGAAAAUCUACUGGUAGGAGCAGCCCAGCAGACGAUAGUGGUGGAGAAGGUGCAGCUUCUAACAACAACACCGGUGCGGGCGUAGAUUUAUGAACUGCAAAAGUAUCGUACUCGUAUAAAUGCAUUACAAAUUUUCUCAGCAUGAGAAAUAAGAUUUGUAAUGCUGAUCUGCCUUAAAAGAAAGAUUUGUAAUGCAAGACUUGCAUUUAUACGAAUGCGAUGCUUUUGCAUAGGAUAAGAUUUCGUCGGUGUCAGUUUGAAGGAAACAAUCAGAAGUGGGAACUAUCGAUUAUCAAAUGGAAAUGCAAAUAUGCGUGGGUCGUCUGGGAGAUUGCGAGAUUUGUCAUGCUAGUCUGGCAUGACUCUGAGCUCUGUAUUGCGUGGCCGCGAAGAGCUCCGGUUGCCUGUCAUGCAAAGACGCAGCUUCUCAUGCGGGGUAUGCAACUCAGAACUACGGCAAGACUUGUCAUGCUGGGCAGCGGCAGCGCAUUGCACUGCUUUGGCUUUCACUAUUUCCUUCCUCGCAUCACAAGUUUCCAGACCCAAACUACAUUUUUGCAUUUGAUACCGAUUUCACGAAGAUAACGCACGGCACUUCAUUCCGGAUCGGGAGGAGCUCUGGAGGCCGUUUGUGGAGUACCUGAAAAAGCUUUUCCGACAAAAUCCCUACAUCGACACUACCGGUCCGAACAGGUUUAUCCUGAGUAGAAACUACGCCACCAACUCCCCUUCGUUAAGGUGGGAAGUUAUUGGCUAGACAAAUCAGCAAGCAUUGGCUGUUGCGCAUGACAAAUUUGGGCGCGCAGUGUAAUACUAGUCGUCAUUAGCUAACGCAGUAGCGUCACAGAUCUCGUCGCCUAUCAUGCUGCUUUUAGCAUCACAAAUUAUUUCAAAACACCACUACAAAACGAAAACAAAACCACUUCUCAUGGAUAUCCGCAUGAGAAGCAUCUUGAGCACCAUCAUGCGGCUUUUCAUUUACAAGUCUUGGGCGGUGACGUUUUUACGCGGGAUAGGGUUGAACCUGCAGCCCCGCACUAUGCCGCCAAAGUACUUUACCAAGUGGCUGGCCCGGCCGGACGUGUUUCCAACUUUCGAGAUUUGGCUUGCCAGCAAAGAGAAAACUAUCCGCAGGAAAUUUCUUGUUCCCGUACACGUACAAAUGUGGCUUCCGCAUGACAAACUGCUCCUUGCAACCUCUUCAGCAUGAUGACAAGUUGCUUCUUCUAAGUUGGUGCAAUUUGUGAUGCGUUUUGUGCAUGUGCAGCGGGGAUGAGGUUGCAUUGCAUACAAGCGACGCUGAUGCACACGGACAUCGAGAACUCCACGCACGGUUUCGGCGGUUUGCUACUCCAUUUGAGCGGACAGAAGCGGGUUUUUCUCUACUCGCAGGACCAGGACGAAUAUUUUGACGGGCUCAGCAGGCUAUCAACCGGGCAAACUGCACAUAGCUUAGUACCGUACCACACUUACUACAUCGAAUGAAAACUAUCGGUUUCUUUGCGCAUGACUAGGCUCUUUUGCAAGUCGGGAUCAUCCACAAUGACAAAAUUGGUACAACUAUGCACCAUGUUGUUCCUGGAAUUUGUGAUGUAUUGUAUUUUUGUGCACGUACUGUAGUGUACGGCUACUCGAGUAGAUUUGUGUUGCAUAACUGCACGAUGACGGCUACAAGGUCGUCGCGGGGCUCGACCCGUCGCAGGCGGAUGAAGAGCUUUUAUGAGGGUGCACAGCUCCCCCAGCACUCCUUCGACAUUUGUGUAGCGCUUGCAGCAACAGAAACGACACGAAGGACGCAGCUUCUGCAUGACAAUAAACCCACAUGCAAAACCGGAUUGUCGUGGAGUUUCGGCCUCAUAAACUUGUGGUGAUGUUGCAGACACGGCGACGGCCACCAAAAGGUGUACGAUUCUGAGUACGAAAGACAAGGUGAAUUACAAGGGGAAUUGUGCACUCUGAUAUCUUGCGGAAUUCUUUCCCAAAUACGUAGCCCGAAGGGCGCAGCGAAGAGUAGCAGAGCAGGACGGCAACAGCAGUGCCGUGGUGGUAGAUCCUCGCGCGAACAACUCAACAUCUGACACUAGCGUCAGUGUUGAUAACAUAUUCGAGGCUGUUAUCAAAUGUAAAAAUGUCUGGGUCUGGAAGAAUGCAUGUUUGUCAUGCUUGUCUGGCAUGACUCUUAAAUCUGUCAUGCACGUUGCCCAAGAGCCGCAUUUUUCUGUCAUGCGGAGACGCAAUUUGUCAUGCAGAAUAGGCAACACCUACAAGCUCAGAAAUUUGUCAUGCUGAGCCAGCACUUGUGGCCUCACUAUGAGACGCCACUCAGCAUCACAAGUUUCCAGACCCAGACAUUUUUACAGUUGAUAGCUGUGGUCGAUCUCCAGCCCUACGACAUCUUGUAUAUUCCGACCGGAUAUUAUGGAAGCGUCAGGUUUGAAAUCGACAAAGUUGAAAUAGUUUGUGAUGCAUAAAAUGCAAGGCAUGAAGUGCCUGUCUUGCCAGGAUAGCAAGUGAAGCCGAUUGUGAGCCUGUUUAGGGUUUGAAAUAGAGCUACUAAACUCGCAUGACAAAAGCAGUCUUCUGUGCCCAAACAGCAUGACAAAUUGGAUUCCGGUGCUCGGAAAAUUUGUCAUGCGCCACUUGAUAAGUGGGCUUCCGACUGGUAUCUGUUUUAUGCAUGACAAACUAUUUCAACUUUGACGAUUUCAAACCUGACACAUCCAUAGAUAUGGUGGAUUGGAAAUAUGUCUUGGUCUGGAAGAACGUGAACGCAAGUUUGUCUUGCUUGUCUGGUAUGAACAUGAUUCUCAAAUCUGUGAGGCAUGAGCGGGGAAGAGGCCUGUUGCCUGUCGUGCAGAAACGCUGUUUGUCAUGCGGAAUAAAGCGAAACACACUAGCAGCUUCAAAACUUCUUGUCAUGCUUGACAACUGCGUGCUAUUCUAUUGCAGUGUGCACACCAUUUACAGACCUGCGUCACAAGGUUCCAGACCCAGACACAUUUGCACUUGAUGCCGCUUUUUGGCACUUUGUGUCCUACUUGUCGGACGGGUUGUCGUAUCAAGGGAGAACAAAUAAACUCACUUCACAUUGAACAUCACGACAGCGACAGGAAUUUAGUGCCAUGAACUGUAUUGCGACGAACAUCAACUCGAGCACUAUAUUGCAACGAACAUCAACUCGAACACUGUAUUGCAGCGAACAGAUGAAGUAGGUCCGGAAAAUAAAAUGAAUCACUAUUCAAAGAUUUCACCGAAUUCCGUCUACAAUUCUCCAUGCGAACGUGAAUUUUGCAAUCUGCGUGUCAUAUCGGAUACGCGUACUUCAUGUAUUUCGACAAAAUUUUUGAGCCAGGCGGCGACGAAGCGGAGGAAGAAGAAGUUGAAGGAGCAUCUUCAACCAGCUCAGACACGUCGACGGCUGUGGAAGUCGAACCGGAUGCGAUAUUAGUCUGAUUUUUAGUAAAAGUCGACGGCGGGGACGCAAGGAUAAGUUGAGUACCAAAACGUACGAAUCAUAAUGCGAACCGCAUCACGUGCAUAAUCAUCGCGAUGAGAUGACGGACCUCUUUAACAGGUAUUAUGUAUGUUUUCUGAUUGCACUGCUACCGGUGGGACCUUGCAGAAUUACCGUGCAGACGCAAAGCAAGAACGACGGCGGCAUCUGUAAUUGCCCGUGAGGCUCCUCCUCCUGCUUCUGGCGGCAUCCACUUGUUCCACACUCUCGUGAAGAU
Molecule: messenger RNA, 5146 nt
Organism: Amoebophrya sp. A120
Lineage: Eukaryota; Dinophyceae; Syndiniales; Amoebophryaceae
Source: the annotation of a GenBank genome assembly